AUGAAGUAGUUUACAAAUAAUCUAUUGCAAAACGAUCUUAUUUAAGCUACCCCUAAUCAGUAAAGUAGUGUCAGCAAAUAAGCAUACCAGUCUGUUUCGAUGGCUUAAAGGUUCUACCAAGAAAAUAGGCUCCAAAACUCCUAAAAUCUAAGCAGUGCCUAGAGAAGUCCUUAGAGUGAAAAGAAACAGCAGUAUAGAGACUUCAUUAGAAUGGCUGGAGAGUAAAACCUUCCAGUAAAUUAUCAGCAAAAAACUUUAAACAUCCAAGACUAUAGCGCAUAAGUUGAUAGCAGUAAUGUCAUGAAAGAAAAAACAAAUAAUAUGUUGAGGAGCUAAAAAUAAGUAGAGAUUUUGGAUCAUGAAUAUGCCGCAAAAACCCAAAAUGCCUACUCCACCAAUUCUUAAUCUUCAAACACUCAUAUUCAGAAGAAAUUUGAUUAGCUUUAUAAUACAGCACCUUUGAACAGUAUUCCUGAGUCUUGGGAUCAAGAGAGCAAAGCCUCUGCCACUCACGAUACUCAAAGCUUUACAAAGGGAAAUUUUUCAAGAGACUCGUAAGACAAUAUUGAUAAAGUGGAUGGUGAAGCAAUAAGUGGGUAAAUUGAUCUAUCAAACAGAAAGAAGAACAUAAAAAAGCAAAUGUCGUCAACUGCCUAAGAUAGUGCAAGAAAAUAGCUAGUUCAUAACCAGAGUGCUCAGUCUGUGAAAUCAUUAGCUUCGAAUGGGAAUGGAGGUUUAAACAAAACCAGUUUGGAGGAGAAAAAAGAAAGGAAUGAAGCUAUCAAAAGCAGACUCAAGCAGUUAUAUCUUAAUUAUUGUGAUUACUCAAUGGAUAGUGGGGAGGUCUUCAUUACCUACACUAACUUCUUGAAAGUAAUGAGAGACUCAUCAAUCUUUGAUGAUAAAUAAGUUAACCAAAAUACAGUAAGUAUUAUCAUCUCUAAGGAGUGCAAUGCCACAACGAACAUGAUUAAGCACAUUACCUUUGAGCAGUUUCUUAAUGCUAUUCUAAGAAUAUCUGAAAUCAAAUAUGAAGACCUUUUUAAGAAGCAUCCGAAAUCUGCUCUCAAAGAACUUCUUAAGAGAAAUAUUCUGCCUUUGCUAAAACGCAUAGAAACAGCAGUUGAGAAGCAGAGUGAUGAAUUUCAAUACUCACUUUAUACAGUAUCAGAACUCACACUCAGAUUAAUUGUCUACAAUGAAGACACAUAAGUGAUAUUCACCGAUAUUUUACCAUUGAUAAAAUAACUAUACCAAUAGUACUUUGAGUAAGAGAUCAAUCAGUCCAAAGGCAAACUAAACGAUCUCAAAAAGUUAUCUUUGCGAUCUGUAAUGAAUUUUGCCCGUGAGUUUGAAAUAUCUCCAUAUCUUGUGCACCAAAAAGCAAGUUUCUUAAUUUGGUACUCAGUCUCAAAUUCCACAUCUAUCAGCGAACUUUCAAACAACCCUGAGACAAAGAACAUCGUGUCCAAUAGUCAUAAUUUAGGAAAGGUGUUCACUCUAGGCCAUUUUAUAGUGUUUAUCUAUAGACUUAGUGUCAUUUAUUUCAAUCAUUCUUAAGAAAAGCCUCAAGACUACAAUCUGAUUAAGAAGUUACUGUAUUUCUUGCGUAAAUUAGAAAACUCAGGAGGCUUUAGGAAGUUUCUUAACAAAAUCAAUCGCACUUACACAGAGACUCUCACAUUCUUACCCUCAAAGGACCUAUUGUGCCAGAUUCUAAAGGCUGAAGGAGUCGAAGAUUUGGUAUUCACCAAUCCAGAAGAAAUGGCAUUUGUCACAAAGGAAGCAAUGCUUUCUAGGAUAGUUGACUAGCACUUAUUUGUAAAAAAUUUCUUGGAAUAAAAAUCAGAGAAUUGCUUCGAUAACGAUCGAGAUGAGUUCCUUCUAAACUCUGAGGAUGAACUGAAGAAGCUGUUCGAAAUCUACUGCUCCUUUGGAGAACCUAUGAAUACUAAAUACUUGAAAUCUAGCAAGUUAUUCAAGCUUUUUAAAGAGGUGGGACUUUUAAAGGGUUAGUCAAGAUUGCCUCGAAAUAGCGAGGGUGCUAAGUAAAUUUCUACUCAAGAAAUGGAUCUUAUAUUUGCUUAAGUUUGUGCUAAGUCCUUUGCUCCAGUCAGCACAUUUGACUAAUUUGCUUCCUGUAUGACCUAUAAUGGCAGUCAGGAUCAAAGUUAACUCUCUGGGUUCCUGCAGUUCCAGUCUCAAAUGAAUAGGACAAGAGUCACUAAUAAUGUUAAUGAUAUAAGCAAGAUAUCUAAAACAGCUACAUUUGACAAGCAGAGUCACUUGAUUGAUAGAAACGGCAGCAAUGGCGGCAGAGUAGAUUUCUAGCAAUUCAGGAAAGUACUGGAGCUAGUUUCAAUAAAAGUUUAUCCUUCGUUGAUAGGAUAAGCAUGCUAUAUUGAGCUGCUAAAGAACAUUUUAUUGCCAUAGCUGAAGCUAAUAAACGACAAGAGAUGCGUUCACAAUUAAAACAUCUCGAAAUUGCUUGUGAAGCUAGACAACCAAGACAUGAUUAAUAUGCUGACUCUUCUGCAUAAAGCAAUGAUUGAUGUCUACAGAGUGUAUGCUGACUCGAAGGGAUACAUGAACUUUCAGCAGUACAUAAACUUCUGCUCUGACUACGAUAUCUUUCCAAGUCAUGCUACCAAGGCUGCGCUUUACAGGAUAUAUCACUCUCUCAGCUUUAUGAAUGAGGUGCUGGGAAAUUGCAGUGGUGGUUCAGCCUUACCCAAGCAAUCGACUAUGAAAUCAAUGAAUAAUAUGACAUCUAGAAUGAGUGCAAUGUCCAGAAUAGGAUCUCCAGGGAGAGUAGUGUAGAAUGAGUAUAUUGAUGAGCAUCUCUUCGUAGAAUCAUUGGCAUUGAUAGCACUUUAUGAUGAAUCAAGCCAGCACAAUAGUAGGAAAGGCUAGGAUAAUGUAUAAGAUGAUGAUUGCGAAGGUGGAAAUGCUUUUUCUGGUAAUGAAAUGAACCUAGAUGAGGAUGAAUGUAAUGAAAACACUCCAAUCGAAAAGGUCCUUCAACUCAUAGAAAAAAUGGCUAACUCAGAGGGUGUCUUUAGAAGAAUGAGAAAAGGUGACAUUAGCAAUACAAUCAAGUGCAAUAUGAUGGAGAAGAAGGAUAUACUAGAGAUGUUCAGAGUUAAAUAUGCUUGGUACUUCAAGAUGAGGUAUCAUGAUCAGACCAUCAAGAAGAAGAACUUUGAUGACAUCAUGGAGAUGUCCAGCAUGCUGACUGAAGGCAGUCAACUCGAGUUGUGA
This is a messenger RNA of Stylonychia lemnae, 3261 nucleotides long. The record is from the annotation of a GenBank genome assembly. Lineage: Eukaryota; Ciliophora; Spirotrichea; Sporadotrichida; Oxytrichidae.